This is a messenger RNA of Culex pipiens pallens (northern house mosquito), 1441 nucleotides long. Its product is annotated as kinesin light chain-like. The record is from RefSeq and is a predicted model, not a curated record. The coding region runs from base 1 to 1440 and encodes 479 amino acids. Gene Ontology annotation, biological process: microtubule-based movement. NCBI's taxonomy places the organism in Eukaryota, Metazoa, Arthropoda, Insecta, Diptera, Culicidae. Gene Ontology annotation, cellular component: membrane-bounded organelle; cytoplasm; kinesin complex. Gene Ontology annotation, molecular function: kinesin binding. The transcript has a single exon.
AUGGCAACCCUAACCCGUACUCAAAUCAUCUCUAACACCAAAAUUUCCAUGCACGUUCUAGAUGCACUGAAAUCUCAAUACACCACCUUAGCAUCCCACCAAGCCAGCAAAGCAAACCCCUUCAAGUUGGAGAUUCUAACCAAAAACUUGGCAAACAUCGAACUUGGCUUGGAUGAAGCCCACCUAAUCACCACCCUGGCCACGAUGCUUCAAUCGCUGGAGAUCGAAAAAGAACGACUGCGUCUGCAGGUUAAACGCCUGCACCAGGAAAGUGCCUGGCUGCGGGAAGAACUCUCAAGUGCUCAGAAAAGGCUGCAGACUUCAGAGGAGGAAGUUAUCCAGCUUCAGGAGGACAAGAAACAUCUGGAGUUUACGCUGUCUUUGAAGAAGUACGAAGACAACGAGGAUCACCCACUGGAGAAGUCCCACGUGGAUUUGAUAGAAGAGCUUUUCACGGAAGACUGUUCCGACGGGAGAUCGCCAACCCCGCCGAGUCAGUACAGCGGGUACGAGACACCUCCGAGGUUGCGAACGCUGUACAACUUGGUCAUUGAGUACGCGUCGCAAGGGCGGUACGAAGUCGCUGUUCCGUUGUGUCAGCAAGCCCUGGACGAUCUGGAGAAGACCAGCGGACAUAACCACCCGGACGUUGCGACGAUGCUUAACAUUCUUGCCUUGGUGUAUCGUGAUCAGGAGAAGUACCGCGAGGCGGUGAAACUGUUGAUCGACGCACUGGCGAUUCGAGAGAAAGUUCUAGGUGAGAACCAUCCUGCUGUGGCAGCCACCCUGAACAACCUCGCCGUCUUGUAUGGAAAAUGUGGCAAGUACAAGGACGCUGAACCACUCUGUCGGAGGGCUCUCAUCAUCAGACGGAACGUGCUCGGGGAAGAUCAUCCAGAUGUAGCGAAGCAGCUCACCAACCUGGCACUUAUUUGUGAAAACCUCCAAAAGUACACCGAGGUUGAGAAGUUCUAUCGGAAAGCUCUGGAAAUCUACGAAGCAAAGCUCGGUCCGGAAGAUCCGAACGUAAACAAAACCAAACACAACCUGGGAAAUUGCUACGUGAAGCUCGGCGAAUACCAGAAAGCCGAAGCCCUGUACAAUCAAAUCCUGACGAAUGCCCCACCAAUCACACCUACCAAGGAAAACCAAGAAUCCCCGAAGCCAGGCAAAAGUAGUGAAGCUCCGGCAAACAGCCAACAGCAAAAAGAACAAAGUCCUGCCUACCGAGAGUACGGCGACUGGCACAAGGCAGCGCCGGCGGACUCUCCGACGGUGGCGAAAACGCUCAAGAAGCUGCGGGCGCUGCGCAAGAAGCAAGCGGUGAUGCUCGACUCGACGGACUCGCUCAAGGACUGUGCCCUGCGCAGCAAGAAGAAGGCGCUGGAGCUGGUAGCACGGGCGAAGGCGAUGCGGCAUAGUACGGGGAGUUUUUUGUAGA